AUGGCUUCGGCGUCUUUCCGAGAGUCUAUGAAUUCGCUGGGCUGGUCCCGUCGCGACGCAGACAUACCCGUCAAUACGAGCCAACAGUCUGGCCUGUUAUCCUCCAUCCAGUCGUUGAACCCCUUCGGCGACCGCGGAUAUGUGCGACUGCCCACCACCGAGGGCGCCGGCGCACCGCUCCCAGCUCCCACUCGCCGCGAGGAAGAAGAGGGAUGGUUCGCCUUGAGCCGUUGGGAUCGCCUCCUGAUCUUCGGUGGUUGCAACAUUGCUGCUGCAGCCUGCUUUAUUCUCUGCUUUGCUCUUUGGCCUGUCCUGAUCGCAAAGCCUCGAAAGUUCGCUACGCUAUGGUCCUUUGGUUCCGUCCUGUUCCUGUGCUCAUGGGGUGCCAUGAUGGGGCCUAUGGCCUACAUCCAACACCUCCUCUCCGGUAACCGACUACCUUUCACUGCAGCCUACUUUGGCUCUAUCUUCUUGACGAUAUGGUUUUCCAUGGGCUUGCGAAACUCUAUCUUGACCCUGAUUGCGGCUAUCAUUCAGCUGGCCUGCUUGAUAUGGUAUCUUGUCAGUUACUUCCCCAUGGGCUCGAGCGGCCUGCGCCUCGCCACAUCCUUCGGUGCCCGACGCGCCGCUGCCUGGAUGACUGGUUAA
This is a messenger RNA of Pestalotiopsis fici W106-1, 648 nucleotides long. RefSeq lists its product as uncharacterized. The transcript is spliced from 4 exons. The coding region runs from base 1 to 648 and encodes 215 amino acids. The record is from RefSeq and is a predicted model, not a curated record. Gene Ontology annotation, biological process: vesicle-mediated transport. Gene Ontology annotation, cellular component: membrane. Lineage: Eukaryota; Fungi; Ascomycota; Sordariomycetes; Amphisphaeriales; Sporocadaceae.